Messenger RNA from Bubalus bubalis (water buffalo), 2521 nucleotides. It is a transcript of the gene NDP, whose product is annotated as norrin cystine knot growth factor NDP. The record is from RefSeq and is a predicted model, not a curated record. Gene Ontology annotation, biological process: Wnt signaling pathway. The coding region runs from base 1062 to 1463 and encodes 133 amino acids. The transcript is spliced from 5 exons. Lineage: Eukaryota; Metazoa; Chordata; Mammalia; Artiodactyla; Bovidae.
AAGAUGCUCGGCGGAAGGGAGCCGAGCGGUGGGCAGAGGCGGCGAGUCCCCGAUACCGGGCGCCUCACAUUUCCCUGGCAUUCCCAUUUGCUAGUGCGCUGCUGCGGCCGCACGCCUGAUUGAUAUAUGACUUCAAUGGCUCUUUUCCAUUUGACAUUCUCUCUCUCUCUCUCUCUCUCUCCCUCUCUCUCUCUCCCUCUCUCUCUCUCCCUGUGUCGCUUAAACAACAGUCCUAACUUUUGUGUGUUGCAAAUAUAAAAGGCAAGCCAUGUGACAGAGGGACAGAAGAACAAAAGCAAUUGGAAGUAGCACGACCUCUUUCUAGCUCUCAGAAAAGUCUGGGGAGAAAGGAGCCCUGCGUUUCCCCCAAGGGAGAGAGACAAGUGACUUGAAACAAAGCUCCCUGGAUCCUUGGACCUGGACCCGCCCCCUUGCUCUGUCCUUCCCACAUCCUUCCCUUACCAAGGAAAAAGAAGGACAGACAGGACUUUUAAUUUGGCUAGUGUGGGGCUGAACGUCUUUAGGAAACCCGUUUUGUGAAAGAGAGAGGGGAGAAAUGGUUCCUGGGUUGAGCCGAACUAAAAAUGCAUGGGGUUAGGGAGGUGGGGAGGACUUCUUCUCUUUUUCUGUCUUUAAACAGCAGAACAACAGAUCAGUUUAUGAGCUGCAAAUGGAACGACUGGACUUCUCAAUUAGACAUCCCAUUUAAGAGCCUGUGUAACCCUCUAGGUGCAGCAUCCUUAAAAGAUGCUACUAAUGUCCUCGGGUCCAAAAGAUGAGGAAACCGGGGCUGAAACAGUUCAAAUGAUCCUGUACAUGAUCCCCAGCUAAUGAAUGGCAGUGCUAGAAUCCAGUUGUGCAGCAGAUACAGUGAUGACGGACCACGAGUGCAAAGAGUAAGACGAAACUCCGGCAUACAAAGGACAAUGACAAGCAGAAAGCUCCAACCAGAUCCUGCCCUUUCUUUGAAAGGAACUGGAGCCUAGGAGGUGAAGGCAUUUCCAAUUUUUAGUCCUCUGCCUCCCUCUGCUGUUCUUCUUGAGAAGUUUUCCCUUACAACAAUGAGAAAUCAUGUACUAGCUGCAUCCUUUUCUAUGCUCUCCCUGCUGGCGCUAAUGGGAGAUACAGACAGCAAAACAGAGAGCUCAUUCAUGAUGGACUCGGAUCCUCGACGCUGCAUGAGGCACCACUAUGUUGAUUCUAUCAGUCACCCGCUAUACAAGUGUAGCUCCAAGAUGGUACUCCUGGCCCGGUGUGAGGGACACUGCAGCCAGGCGUCACGGUCUGAGCCCUUGGUCUCCUUCAGCACUGUCCUCAAGCAGCCCUUCCGCUCCUCCUGUCACUGCUGCCGGCCCCAGACGUCCAAGCUGAAGGCACUGCGGCUGCGCUGCUCCGGGGGCAUGCGACUCACGGCCACCUACCGGUACAUCCUCUCCUGUCACUGUGAGGAGUGCAGCUCCUGAGGCCUGCUGUUGAGUGGCUUCUGGAUGGGACAGACCCUCCCCCUUGCUGAGGCAGUUCAACCAGCCAGGGAAGGACUGGCAAGGGAAGAGUUAAGGCAAAAAAAAAAUAAAAAUAUAUAUAUAUAUAUAUGUAUGUAUGUAUGUAGCAAUUCCCACGGGAUUCUGCAUAUUCUAGUAAUAAAGAGUCUACAUGCUUGUUGACAGAGAUACUCUGGGAACUUGUUUUCCAUUCCCAUCUCCUUUCCUUGGUACAAUUUCUUUUGGUUCCUUUUCAGAUUCGGGCAUUUCCCCCUUUAGUGCUGAAUGCCAUCUGGGCUUCCAACCAUUCAGCAUUAGUGGGAAAAGCGGGCUCCCAGGCAAGAGUGGAUCAGGCUGUCACAGUUUUAGUAUUGAUGACGGAAGCAUUUGCUUUGGAAAGCAGGAAAGCUGAAUUCUUUCUGGGACAUCCUCUGGCUUUUUUUUUUUUAAGUCUUGUGACUGGGUCUAAGGUUGCCCUUGCUGCUAAAUAUUACCAAUUUCAAAUUCCGGGCACCAAGCAUGUGGAUAUGUUUAGCCAGGUUCAUUCACAGCCAGCUAACUGAUGUUAAAAUCACUAACAAGCAGAUUCUCCUAUGUGAUGCUGGAACUCUGAUAGCCAUCAUUAUUAUUCAGAAGUGACUUUGGGAAAGUAAAAGUGGCAUAAAGAAUUUGUCACCUUGAAGCUCUCUCAGAUAAAUUAUGGUAAUGUAUAGUAAGAGAGCAGACUUUUAAAGACCUGCACAAAUAUGGAUCCUGCACUGACUUUGAAAAAGGCAUAUAUGUACUAGUGGCAUGGAAAAUGCUCUAUACUCAUGCAUGCAAAUUAGACAACCAAGUACAAAUAUCUUUGUGGGUGUGCUAUAGCUUUAGCCAUGUCGUGGGCGUCAUUCUCUCAUAUCCACUUGUCCAUGGGACUCUUGCUGCCAAAAAUGGUGGCCUGGCUCAUCUUCUUAAUAUUUGGUUCAAAUAGAUUUUGGUCCUUGAGGCUCAAAAUUGGAGUUAUUCCCAUGUUUUGAAAUAAAAAGAGAGUAUCUUCAAAA